GUGAAAGUAUUCAACAUGGCGUCUACUGGUAGGUCAAUACGUGGGAUUUCUUUGAGACAGAUUUCGGGCCGAAUAUUGUUCUAAACGAGAGUCUUGCAUGCAGUCUUACUUGUGUCAAAGUGUCAACUCACGAUUCUAACCAUGACCAGCGGUCGCGUCCACUCCAAGCCUCCCCAUACUCGCGCAUUAAAUAUGGCAGUGAUCGCCGGAUCGCCGCUGUGACGAGUUCCGUCGACACCCGCCAUAAAUGCCGCCGUCUUCUUAAUCGCCCCGACGUGUGUCACUCACGAGCUGAUUGCCGAUCUAGCGUUGCCUGCGCAGCGGCAUCCGUCCGUCGCGGUACGUGCGUCUCCGUGCCCGAACCAAAGUUUUCUCCGCCGAGAAGGACUAAGCCUCCUCGCGGAUUUGUACGAGGCUGAAAAGUGAACGUGCCCAACGUGUUCGGGGUAAGCAGCGUGCGCCCGUGGCCUCUAUCUUCACGUGCGCUCACUGAAACAUGCCAGGAAAAAAGCAUAAGGUUAAGGGGAAGACCCUCAAUCUCAAUGAUUUUUUGGGUACUGAUCAAGACGCACCCACAGGAUAUGCGGUGGUUAACACUCGUCGUCUCAAUUGGGCGGACACCAUGGAAAAUGAAGUCGUAGACGAGAAAUACACGAUAGACUGCAAGAAGGACGAGAAGAUCAUCCUGCCGACGGCUCCCAAGGCUGCCCGGGGCCCCGAUGUCGAUAUGUCCAAGGUCCCCAGCAAGCCCCCCUACACCGUCUACCUCGGCAACCUGCCCUACGAUGUGUCUGACGAAGACGUCAUCAAGUUCUUCAGGACGCUCAAGGUGUCAUCUGUGCGCCUGCCCAGGGAAAGCGGAGAGAGGGGCCGCAUGCGGGGAUUUGGGUAUGCAGAGUUCCCAGACAGGGGAACCCUCCUGGAAGCCUUGGCAUACAACAACGAAAGCCUCAAGAGCCGAUCGAUUAAAGUGAGCCUAGCUGAAGAGCACGACAACGAAGGCCGAGAGCGCGGAAACCGCGACAUGGGUCGAAGCGAACGCGCGACUGACGGUGAUUGGCGCUCCAUGACCAGGGACGACGGGGAUGAUGGUGGACGGCCGGACCAUUCCUACGGGAGCAGCCGUGGCUUUGACGACUCGGACGGAGGUUACCGUCGCAGCGGCUUUGGACGGGACUCCGACCGGGACGGCGGUGACCGGGACCGAUCCUUUGGCGGAGGAUUCUCGAGGGACCGGCCUCGAGGUUUCGGAGACCGCGACCAGGGCUACGACCGCGACCGUGGCUUCGAGCGACGGAGCGGCGGAGGCGGUGGCUACGAGAGGCCGAGAGAUUACGACAGGGGUUACGGCGGUGGAUCGAGUGGCGGCAGUCGGGACUACGGCAGCAGCUAUCGUGACGAUCGGGACAGUCGGGAUCGAUACCGAUCGGACGACCACCCCUCCGAACGGGACCAAGAUUCGGGCCCCAGGGAGCGCAAGAAGCUGCAGCUCAAGCCGCGCUCCGUGCCCGUGGAGGCUCCGGCCAAGGAGGCGGCCGCAGCGGCUGCCCCAGCCGCCCCGGCACCUGCCAAGGCGUCGGCGGCCAUCUUUGGCGGGGCAAGGCCGGUGGAUACGGCAGCGAGGGAGAGGGAGAUUGAGGAGCGCCUGGCCAAGCAGCGCGAAGAGGAGGAGCGCAAGCAGAUCAUGAGCCGCGAGCCGUUCGUCGACAGCCGGAAGGACGAGCGGGUGAGGCGCUCGAGCGUUGGCUCUGGGUCGGGACGCUCCCGGCGCUCUUCGGAAUCCGGCGGCCGAGACUCCUACGACGAGGGGGCCAGGCAGCCCGUCUCGCGGCAGUACAGCAACGACAGCGACCAGCAAUAUUCAGCCUCUCAGGGGAGCAGACAGCCACCACAUGGACACGAGGGAUCUGCCUCCUCGAAAGGUGGCGAGCGUCCAAGCGAGCGUGCACGGUGGGGGGAGCCGGGCGGCGCGAGGGACGGUCACAGCAGUCGCAACGGCGGCGAAAGGCUGCCCUCGAAACCGGACCUCGCUGGUGGCAAGGCCGACGACGGCAAAGUGGUGUACACAAGCAAGAACAUAUACUCCCACCUGCAAGAUGAAGAGGGGCAUGAUGUUUCUGACUGAGUCGGUGCCUGUGCACACCAGGUCUUGGCGUCACCCCCAAGUGACAUUUGGCUAGAAUGUGCUGUCUUCUCUCGCCUCCCAGUCUGUCUUUGCUUUCAUUUCCUCUCUUUCUUUCCUAGAGGACUUUCAGUUGGCUGACUCUGGCCUCCUUGUUUCUAUCUCGAGCUCUUGCUUUCUUCUAGCAGCUUUCUUUUCCUUUCACUGCCUUGGGGCUGCAGGAUUCAGAAGACUGCUUUGUGGAAGUUUGUGGACCCCCAAUAAAUUUUGAUAUGAUGUUUAUCCGAAGGAGUGGUUUCCCCGAUGUGCACCUCGAGGAUCGAUCAAUAAAGGUCUAAGAUAAAGUACCUUUUUUUUUUUUUUCCCCUUAAUUUAUUUGGCUGCUUCACAGUGCUUGUCAGGCUACAGUCUAGCACAGUCCUCAGUAUAUGAGCAUAUUUUGUAUUUUUGGAUGACCCCUUGUGUUUAUGGAGCUGUACAUAACUUGAUGUUACUGUCUCUUUGCUUUCCUUCGUUACAGCCUGAAAUCGAUACUUUCCUGCAAUUUGCAUUUGUUUAAUUGAAAUUGUGCAUCUAGCUUUGUUUGUUGUGACCAGUUCUGUGCAACACUUUGUAGGCCCAUUGAUCUGUGUUUUGAGGAGGAGGUGAAUACAGUAUCAAACUUGAGGAUUCUGUGCUAAUGUAACAUUUUUAUGCAGUGCUCAAGUAAAGUGUCCUCUCAUGUUUCUACUAAUGUUUGGCAUGCUUGUGUUGUGCAUGCGUAUUGCACACAUUUUUUGGAACAUGUACAUACCUUAGUAGUGGUUGAGCUACGUAUCUGCAACCUGCCUCGGAGUGGAAAUUAUGUAUGACAGGUUUUUUUUCUUUGCCAGGCAGAGGGACAUCUUUUCAAGAGUCAUUGCAGUUUGUCCAUAACUGGAGUUAUGCAGGUUACUCAAAAGCGUGGAUCGCUUACAGCUUGGAGGUUCUGAACCGCUAAAGUUUUGUAGUUCAUGUGGUAGCUAGAUAGUGCAGUGUAAAUACUUUUAUGAACGAGAUCGCACCACCUUGAAACUGUCCUGCUUUAUUUCCCAGAUGUGUAUGCAUGCCCUACAUAUUUCUCCGUUUCCUCACCCAACUACCUGCUUUUCCUUUUCCUCAUCCACUGGGUCGAGAGUGAAUAAAGUAAUUGCUAAGCUUAAA
Ixodes scapularis (black-legged tick) is the source of this 3304-nucleotide messenger RNA. RefSeq names its product eukaryotic translation initiation factor 4B (gene eIF4B). The record is from RefSeq and is a predicted model, not a curated record. Gene Ontology annotation, molecular function: RNA binding. The transcript is spliced from 13 exons. Lineage: Eukaryota; Metazoa; Arthropoda; Arachnida; Ixodida; Ixodidae. The coding region runs from base 497 to 2125 and encodes 542 amino acids.